GUCACUUGUUUUUGAGUGCUGCUUGGAGUUGGUCGCUCGCCCGCUGCGCUCUUAGUGGUUUUGGCUAAGUUCACUUAGUUAGUGCCUCCGUUUAGCGGCGAAAAAGCUGGAAAAAAACGUAUAAAAUAUAUCGCGUUGUCGUCGCCGUCGUCGUCGCCGCUUUUGUAUCUGUGUUUGCGAUCCAGUGUGAAAAGCAGAAAAACAGACGAGCCCACGGAAAUGGAUUACAUUGUGAAGGCCUACAAGGAUUGGAAACUGCAUUCGCAGUUUCAAGAGAUCGUCCCCGACAUGGAUGACUCGGAAUUCAUGUUCAACGAGAAGCAAUCGAUCCGGGACUCCGGGCGCACCCUCAAGCGCUACGGGAGCACCUGCUGCAACAGCCUCCGGAACAAUGAGACCCUCAUCCGGCACAUCGUCGAGAAGACGGACACGCUGCAGGGCAUCGCCCUCAAGUACGGCUGCACGACGGAGCAAAUAAGACGGGCCAACCGCCUCUUCGCCUCGGACAGCCUGUUCCUGCGUCAGUUUCUCCUGGUUCCAGUGGAGAAGAACUCACCGUACUAUCCCCAGGUGCCUGGCGAUUCAAUAGCCGCCUUCGAUGCCGUGCUGGCCACGCCACCGGGCACUCCGGAUGCCAAUGGACAGCGGGAGGCGCACAACAAUGCCAAUAAUCUGAGCCAGAGCAACAAGAGCUUCAUGAAGAGCAACGACAUCAGCAGCAGCAGUAGCAGCAGCAGCAGCAGUGGGAGCAGCAGCAGCUGCAACACAAGUGGCACCGGCCCCAUUUCCGGAGGAUCGCGUUCCGGCGGCAACCAACAGCAGCAGCAACAGCCCCCACAACGUCCCUACUCCAUUGCCGGGGAGCUGCUGGUGGUGCAGGCCGGCGACGAGGAUCCAUCGAUGAUGCACGGCCACGGUGGUUGCAGCGGCAAGCAGAGCAAGAGCCUGGACUCUGUGGCCGCAAUGACGCCCGAGGAGGAGAACAGGAAAUGCAUGAACGACUUCCUCAACAAGAUAGACAACACCAUUUCCGAGUCGCGCAAAUAUGUGGAGCGCUCCAAGGACCUGGUCAGCAGUCAGAGUGAUGCGGACAUCUGCAUCAGUGCCACCGCCGACGUUUUCCCGCAGCGCCGCCAUCCGCUGAACAACUCCUACAAGACCAACAACAACGACCGUCCGUCGCAGUAUCAGCGCCACAGCUCGACGGGCAGCGGGAACUCCUCGGACACGGCGCACCUGCUGAACACGACGCAGACGCGACGAGUCCAGAAUUCGCUGAAGCGGCUGGAGAAGCAGCAGGACGACUUCUUUGAGUUGUAGCGUCCGUCUGCGGGACGCAAUCUAGCCUAAUUACGCAGAGAGUUAAUUUUACAAUUCGUUUUUAAUUGCCGCGCAUUGGGGAGAUGACUUAGGUCAGCAUGUUACAUCACACGGAAAUGCCGCACUCUAAAUGUAAUAUAAAUAAUGAUAUCUAUCGACAAAUAUGUGCGAUACCUUACCUAUACGAUUAAACAUUAAUGUAAUUGAGCUAAAACCUAAACUAAACUAUAUACCUAAACUAAGCGCUGCGCUAUGUAAACCUGUAGUACGAUGACAAGGCAGUUCUGUACCCCCAUUUUGAUCUUGUGUCAGCCCUGUAUAAUUGCCGCCAAUUUGCUUGCAAGACCCGAUCUGACCCGCAUCCGCAAACAGAUCCGGAAGCCUUAUGUCCUCCUGUCCGCCCUCCUGCCCCCCAUUAUGUUUACUUUUUGUAUGACUCUAGCUUUAAUCACACUGUGUAUAAUUUAGUUAUGAGAAUUAUUAAUGUUAAUUGUAUAUAGUCGCCAGAAAACACAACAAUCCAACUGGACUGCUCUGACCGCUAAAACACGAAAUUGGCCAACUGUUGACGUGUAAUUUUAAUUUAUUUUUUAGCUUUCCAAAGUAUUAAACCCCAAACGUUCUAUAUAAAACCGUAACCUCAAUUGUUAAACAAGCAUCCACCACAAAACAAUAAAUACACCAAUAUAUAAAUGUAUAUCCCAAAAACCUCAAUAUCGAACUGCACUCAUAUCGAGCCAAGUCAUGUUGUACGUGAGAAUGUUUUUUAAAAUAAAGUGAGAAUUGUGUUGGAACAAA
Drosophila sechellia is the source of this 2118-nucleotide messenger RNA. It is a transcript of the gene red, whose product is annotated as LysM peptidoglycan-binding domain-containing protein red. Lineage: Eukaryota; Metazoa; Arthropoda; Insecta; Diptera; Drosophilidae. The transcript has 5 exons. The record is from RefSeq and is a predicted model, not a curated record. The coding region runs from base 220 to 1320 and encodes 366 amino acids.